Messenger RNA from Trypanosoma grayi, 330 nucleotides. RefSeq lists its product as hypothetical. NCBI's taxonomy places the organism in Eukaryota, Euglenozoa, Kinetoplastea, Trypanosomatida, Trypanosomatidae. The record is from RefSeq and is a predicted model, not a curated record. Bases 1 to 330 code for a protein of 109 amino acids. The transcript has a single exon.
AUGUCCAGCUGGCUCUCGGCAGAGGAAACGCGUACAGGGACGUGGGGUUGGCAACAGUGCGUCGCUCGCAUUGAAUCUUUGCGGCGCUCUUCGGGUGAAUUAAUUGGCUACUGUGAUGUUCGGUGUGAAAAGGGGCAUCGCGUGGAUGGCAAUGUGUGGUACGCUGAUCGGUACCUUUAUCCAAACCACUGGCAGCCCGGUUCGAAGGUGCAGCCGAAACUUGUCGACGACGGUGAGCCGCAGUCCUGGUUUAACGCGUGGGCCACGGCUACUCUAAUGCGGCUGGGUCUGCUGCUGAUGGUGAUUGUGUUGCUCCUUGUGUUUAUAUAG